This is a messenger RNA of Solanum verrucosum, 5045 nucleotides long. RefSeq lists its product as uncharacterized. Gene Ontology annotation, biological process: defense response to other organism. Gene Ontology annotation, molecular function: ADP binding. The record is from RefSeq and is a predicted model, not a curated record. NCBI's taxonomy places the organism in Eukaryota, Viridiplantae, Streptophyta, Magnoliopsida, Solanales, Solanaceae.
AUGGCCGAAGAUUCUUGCGUUAUAUUAAAAAAAAGCAUCGCCGAUUGUGUAAAGACGGGGCAGUUAGAUAGUUCAGCCAAGGAUCAAUUGGACUAUGCUAGGGAGAUUACAAAUAAUUUAUGGAAUUAUUUCUUUAAGCUGGUGGAGGUAAACUCUCAGAAUUGGGUAUGUGAGCAGCUUAUGCCCUUAAUCAAUGAAGCCAAUGAUGGCUUUCGUGAGAUACUUUCUCUUUUGAAGAAUCAAGGCCUGACAAGUGAGACAGUCAAAAUGAUUUCAGAGGUGAUGAAAAUGAUCAAACCUGAGAUUAUUGCUGAGCGAUUUAUCAGUCCUUCCAAGCAAUCAACAUCAUCAUCUACCCGUAUGAUCACUAUGAAUAUGGUGAACCUCGUCACAAGGAUGUGCAGUACUGUUAUUUAUCUGGCAAACAUUACAUUUCGGGAGUUUAAACAUCUGGAAGUUCUCCUCAAGUUUACCGCAAAGCGGUGCAAUAUUGAACAUGAGAAAAUAAAGGAUCUCUUCACCCUUGCUGAGGAUAUAGCUAAAACUGCAACUUACCUAUAUAUCUUGUGUUGGGAGACGUAUGACCAGUACUCGGCACGUAUAUCAGCGCCCGAGUCUUCUAUUUGGGUAACAUAUAAAGUGAUCCUUGUUCCUGACUUCAAGUCCAAGAUUUCAAAAUUGCUGGAAAGGAUAAAUCCUAUUAGGCCUGAAUGGAGGAAGCUUUAUAUCAGUUUCCUGAAAGCAUCACAUUCGUCAGUUCCACUGAUGCAUGGUGGUCUUAAGAAUCUACCACAUGAUCUUGAUCUUGCUCAGAAGUUUACUGAGUCUAUCAGAUACGAUCUGGAAAAGCUGAAAAGUCAUGAUGCCAGUUUGAAUGUUGCUUUUUCCGAUAGAUUUGAAUGGCUCCAAGAUGGACUUCUUCAUCUCUCUGAAUUUCACAAGAUAUUAGAUCGCCAGCAACAAGACUUGAGUUCAUUGCUCUCAUUUCUGGAAGUUCUGGCCAUAGAGGCAGCAAUUGCAAUCUACUCCUUGUGUGACAUGGACUUAGAGAACAAUAUUGCUGAAGUAGACCUUAUGUUUCUUCCUUUGCAAAUGAAGUUUAAGUAUUUGAAGGUAGAGAUCAGUCUGUUUCAGAAACUAAGGUUACCAGAGUCCCAGAUGGACUGCUUUCAGGAAGAAUUGACUUCCAUGAAAACGUUCCUCAUGGAUUCAUUGGACAAGUGCAAAGUGCAGACUCAGCUAACUGAUGUCUUGACCUUAGUUCUAUCUGUCACCACCGAAGCAGAGUCAUUCACUAAUUCUCUUUCUCGUGAUUCGGAGGAUGGAGAAUUAGCCAGGAAAAUUAAUCUCUUGCAUUUUCAAUUACAUCUUAAAUUUAAGUUUAUUAGGGAAGCGAUUUGUCCCUUCAUUUCUGCAUCAUCAACACCAGUUCUGCCUGUGAUAUAUCCGUUGAACUUUCUUCCUACUUAUGUUGAGGCCAUCAGUUCUUCUUUCACCAUGCUGAAAUCCUCAAAGACAUCGCCCUCCGCUGGUAGCCCAACGAUGGAUGAGGUUUUCAUGGAGUUCCAUGAAUAUGUUUUUGAAAAUCUGCUACUAAAGGUUGAAGCAGAUCUGGAACUUACUGAUACAGAUAAAGUUAAAAGGUUUUACCACAGGUUGAUGCCCUUGGUAACACUUGUUGUUGAUCCCCCAAUGCAGUACAUUGAAUGCAAGAAGCAAAAUGGUCUCUUGAGAAAAAUUGGAACUUUAGCGAUUGAGGCCAAAGCUGCUAUCCGCUUAUCGUAUGAGGAUGCUUUGGACAGAAGCAAAAGUAGGAAAGUCGGUCUUUUGCUUCAAAUUUUGACUGCUUCUUUCAUGCUAAUCAAGUGUGAGGGGAAGUUGAUGGAUCAACUAAAGCACAAAGCUGUUCUUGAAACUGAAUUUUUGGAUCUUGUGGCAAAUGCUCAUGAAGAGAUUAUUUUCCUUAGAGGCUUUCUCAUGGAUCUUCUCAGGCAACACACGACAAAGCUUGACAAAUCAGAUGAAAGUUUUGUGGAUGGAAGCAGCACAGGGGAAAUAUCUGAUUUCCUACAGGAGACCGAGUUUGUUGAGGUAGAUGCAUCACAUGUAUUGCCCUUAGUUCUAUCUGUGGCCACUGAAGCACACUCAUUCAUUACUUCUCUUUCUCGUGAUUCAGAGGAAAGAGAAUUGAUGAGCAAAAUUAAUAUCUUGCACUUUCAAUUGCUUCUUAAGUUUAAGUUUAUUAAGGCAGCGAUUCGGCAGAUUUGUCCAUCCUUUUCUGCAUCAUCAACACCAGAUCAUCAUGUGAUAUAUCCGCUGAACUUUCUUCCUACUUACUUUGAGGUCAUUGAUUCUUAUUUCACAAAGUUGAAAUCCUCUUCUGGUAGCCCAAAGAUGGAUGAGGUUUUUCUAAGGUUUCAUGAAUUAAUUUUUGAAAAUCUGUUACUAAAGGAUGAAGCUGAUCUGAAACUUACUGAUUCAGAUAAGCUCAAAAGGUUUUACCUUAGUUUGCUGCUCUUGUUAACACUCCUUUUUGAUCCCCCAACUCAGUACAUUGAAUGCAAGAAGCAAAAUAAUCUCUUGUCGGAAAUUGGAGCUUUAGCGAUUGAGGCCGAAGCUGCUAUCUGUUUAUCAUAUGAAGAUUCUUCGCAAAGCAACAAGGGUAAGAAGGUCAAUCUUUUGCUUCAACUUUUAACUGUGGCUUUCAUGCUAAUCAAGUGCAAGGGGAAGUUGACGGAUCAACUAAAGCACAAAGCCAUUCUUGAAACUGAAUUACUGAAUCUGGUGGAAAAUGCUAAUGAAGAGCUAAUUUUCCUUAUAGUCUUUCUCAUUGAUCCAAAUGAAGAAAUGGUGGGGUUUCAAGAUGUGAUGGACAAAUUAAAGAAGCAACUUCUUGGAGGAUUGCAUCAGCUGGAUGUUAUCUCGAUAUUUGGUAUGCCUGGAAAUGGUAAAACCACUCUUGCAAAGAAGAUUUACAAUGAUCCCACAGUUGUCUCUCACUUUCAUGUUCGUGCUAUGUGUCAUGUGACUCAAGUAUAUUCUUGGAGAGAUUUGUUGCUUACUAUUUUGAAUGAUGUUCUUGAGCCUGCUGAUCGCACCAAAAAAGGAGAUGAUGAGUUAGCUACUGAGCUGCGUCGUGUUUUAUUGACCAAGAGAUUCUUAAUUCUCAUUGAUGAUGUGUGGGAUAAAACAGCAUGGGACUAUUUGCGCAUGUGCUUUCAAGGUUCUCGGAAUAAGAGUAGAAUUAUUCUGACAACGAGGCUGUAUGAGGUUGCCCGUUAUGCUAAAUGUAACAGCGAGCCCCAUCGUCUGCGUUUACUCACAGAUGAUGAGAGCUGGAAGUUACUACAGGAAGAGUUGUUUCAUGGUCAAAGCUUCCCAUGUGAACUCGGAGAUGUGGGAUUACGAAUAGCGAAAAGGUGUGGAGGGCUGCCUCUCUCAAUUGUCUUAGUAGCUGGUGUUCUCAAAGAGAAAAAGAAGAAAGCAGAUUGCUGGAAAGAAGUAGAAGAAAGUCUUAGUUCACACAGCAUUGGGAGCUCAGAAGAGAGCAUGUCUAUAAUUGGAUUCAGUUACAAGAAUUUACCAAACCAUCUAAAACCAUGUUUUCUCUAUUUUGGAGGAUUUUUGAGGGGCAAGGAUAUUCCAGUCUCGAAAUUGUCACGAGUGUGGUUAGCAGAAGGAAUUGUUGAAGACAGUAAGGAAAAAGGAUCAGAAGAUGCUGCCCAAGAUUACCUGAAAGAUCUUAUUAGAAAAAAAUUGGUAACGGACGUGGAGAAGAGAUCCAAUGGAAAAUUGAAAACCUGUCGUGUUCAUGAUUUGUUGCAUCAAUUCUGUGUGGAAAAGGCCAAGCAAGAUAAUUUCCUCUUCUGGAUACAUAGAGGCCAUGGUGUGGAUUCCAUUUCUUAUCCUGAAAAGCCCGAGGUAUACCGCUUGUCUACAUAUUCUAAAUGGGAUUACUUUGCUCAGUUGCAGCAGACUGGAUCAAGUGUUCGUUCUUUGCUAUUCAAUGCCAGCAGUGAUGAUUAUUACCCUUCAAUGGCACGUGAUAUCUCCUUCAUCAUUAACAGAUUCAAACUUGUUAAGGUGUUGAAUUUGGAAUCCAUCAACAUAGGUGAUACCUUUCCCAAUGAAUUAAAAUCUCUAAUUCAUAUGAGGUACUUCGCUGUUCGAACAUCUGCUGAUUCUAUUCCUUCAUCCGUAUCUGAUCUUUGGAAUCUUGAAACUUUUGUGGUUAACGGAUUGCAUAGAGUGUUGAAGUUACCAUGUUCACUUUUCAAGAUGUUUAAAUUGAGGCAUGUACAUGUAAAUAGUCGUGCUUCAUUCAGUCUGCACGAUAACAUGUGUGAGUCACAAUUAGUUAAUUUGGAGACCUUUUCCACUCCGUGUCUCUCCCCUGGUGAAGAUGCAGAGAAGAUAUUGAGAAGCAUGCCAAAUUUGAGAAAGCUGAGAUGCAUAGUUGAGGGAUUAUUGGGUUAUUCAACUAAAGGAAGCGUUGUUCGUUUUCCUAGAUUAGACUUUCUACAUCAGCUUGAAUCUCUGAAGCGUUUUUCCAACAGUUAUCCAACUAAACAUCCUCACGAAUUCAAUUUCCCCUUAAAUCUGAGGGAAUUGACUUUGUCGAAUUUUCGUCUACCUUGGACACAAAUUUUGACAGUUGGCAAACUUCCCAACUUGGAGAUUCUAAAGUUACUUUUCAGAGCCUUUGAAGGGGCUGAAUGGGAAGUGAAAGAUUCAGAUUUCCCUGAACUCAAAUACUUAAAAUUGGACAACCUCAACAUUGCAGAGUGGUCUGUCAUGGAUGAUGCUUUCCCUAAGCUUGAACGUUUAGUGUUAACGAAAUGCAAGAAGCUUGAGAAAAUCCCUUGUCAUUUUGAGGAUGUUGCAUCUCUAGAAAGCAUUGAAGUAAACUGGUGCAGCUGGUCUGUUGCCAAUUCAGCCCAGGAAUUUCAAACAACACAACAUGAAGAUAUGGCAAAUUAUGCGUUCAGAGUUACAAUACAACCUCCAGAUUGGGAAACAAGAUCAUCUCAUUGACUCUUAUCCGG